Molecule: messenger RNA, 4687 nt
Organism: Scylla paramamosain (green mud crab)
Lineage: Eukaryota; Metazoa; Arthropoda; Malacostraca; Decapoda; Portunidae
Product: ensconsin-like
Exons: 7
Coding region: 652-1581 (309 amino acids)
Source: RefSeq, a predicted model, not a curated record
UGAUGAACCCAGCCGUUAGCAGGAUGGCGGCACAACAACAACAACGUCAGCGGCGCACCUACAGAGUAAGAAGAGAUAUUUUCGCUGAGUACGACGAUGCUGAGUUACUGAAAAGAUUCAGAUUGGACCGUGCUGGUAUUGUUGCAGUGACUGAUAUAGUGAGAGACAAGCUGCAAAGUAAAACUGAAAGAAAUAGAGCCUUGACCCCUGAGAUGGUGGCCAUCACAUAACGAUAUUUAGCCACAGGAAAAAUGCAACAGUGCAGUUGUGAUGAUUUUGGAAAAACGCAGCCCACUAUCAGCCGUGCAAUAUCACAGACAAUUGAUGCACUGGCUGACCCAGAAGUAAUCUGCCAGUUCGUGGCUUUCCCUCACACCCAGCGUGAAGUGCAGCAAAAACAGGCAGAGUUCAUGCAAGUAACUCAGUUUCCCGGUGUUGUGGGACUGAUUGAUGGCACUCAUAUAAGAAUUGUGUCUCCUCAUGUCGAUGAACAUGUAUAUGUGAACAGGAAACGCUAUCACAGCAUAAAUGUGCAAGUAGUAUUUGAUGCUCACUAUAAGAUUCUUGACAGUGUGGCAAGGUGGCCUGGCUCAGUCAACGAUGCAAGAAUACUAGAUAAGUCAGCACUCAAACUGAUGUUUGAGGAACAACAUGUACCUGCAGGAUGCUACCUUCCCGGGGACAGUGGCUAUCCCUGUAAGCAGUGGCUCCUCACUCCUUACCUUCGCCCUCAAACUGUUGCACAAGCUAAUUAUAACAGUUCCAGUACCUUACGAUGCAGCCGAGGGGACUGACGCCACCACCACCACUGCCACCACCGCCACAACAAGGGUUAUUCAAGUGGGGAACAUGCUUCAGGUGUUGCCCCAAGAUGCCUCAGCCCCGCAGCCCCACUUCCCCAUGAUAGUGCAGGCAGGGAAUGUCAUACAGGUUGUUCCAGCUGACAACACGCAGGUAUUAGGGGCAGAAGUCGUUGGAGUUGGUCGGGUCAUGCAAGUGGUCGGAGUCCCAGGCUUUCCCCCGACCCCUGCCCCAGCCACCCCUCUCCCUGUGACCCCUGCCCAGUCAUCCCUCACCCCCUCCUGCCCCCCUGCGGUGCUGCCAGCGGGGGUGAUGGGAGGUGGAGGUGGGCCACACACACCUGGGUUAGCUGUGGCUUGGCUUAUCUCCCUCCUCAGCAGCAAAUCCCGAGGAUCAACGAGGACAUGGUGGACCCAGAGAUUGCAGCAGCAGCGAGAGAGAGAGAGAGAGAAGCAAGAGAGGAGGGAGAGGAAGGAGAGGAGGAGGAGAGAGAGGGAGGCCAGGAGGGAGGCACGUCAGAGAGAGAGGGAGAGGAAGAGGUUGAUUCUGUUACAACAACAACUGCAACAACAACAACAGUUAGUCAGUGAGGAGGGGGAGGGGCCGUCCUCUGAUGCUGAGGAUGAGGUAUUGUUCAGGGAGGCCAUGUCGGAGGUGCCGGUGGUGGGGUCGCCAGUUCCGGAGUACGAGGUGGAGGAGGAAAAGGAAGAGGAGGACGAGGAGGAGGCACGGAUAAGGAAGAAGAAAAGAUUAUUAGCUGUAGCCCCUCCCUCCAGCUGAUAAGGGGAUAUUAAGGAGCCCUUCCUACAGGUUUGUUCGAUGCAAGGAGUUGGCACAGGAGGCGUCCGAGGCUGUGUAGAGCGGCCGUCUGAACCUGGUGCCACAGCUUACUAUGUUCAACAGAUGCCUGAAGGAAGUGUGUGUAAGGGAGGAUAAAGAGAUCAUGCUGGCCUAUGCAGACGAUGUCGCUGUCGUGACAGGAAGCCAACAAGAUCUUCAAGAGGCCAUGACAAGAUGGAAUGAUGUUUUAAAUAGGGAAGGAAUGAGAAUGAACAAACAAAAAACAGAAAUAAUGAAAGUUGGCAGAAUAAAGGAGGAAUGUAAUAUUUACAUAGAAAACGUUAAACUGAAGCAGACCAACAAAUUUUGUUAUCUGGGAGUACUUUUCGAUGAGGAAAACAGACAGAAUAUAGAAAUUUUAAAUAGAAUACAGAAGUACAAUGCAAAUGUCAGUGCAUUGUAUCCCAUACUUAAAGAUAAGAAUAUUCCAACAAAAGUUAAAACCAUAAUAUUUACAACAAUACUAAGACCAGUACUUCUAUAUGUUUCAGAAACUUGGACAGUGACAACAAGAACAUCUUCACAAAUACAAGCAGCAGAAAUGAGAGUUCUGAGAAUGAUCCGAGGUGUGACCAGACUUGAUAGAAUUAGAAAUGAAGAAACCAGAGAGAGAUUAGGGAUAACAUCUGUACUGAAGAUAAUUGAAAAGAACAAAUUGAGAUGGUAUGGACAUGUCCGAAGAAUGGAAGAUACAAGAUACGCAAGGAAGUUUCUGGAAUGGGUUCCUCUAGGCAGGAGGCCGGUGGGACGACCUAGGAAGCGAUGGAUGCAGGGAGUUGAAGAAGCUACUGAACGAAGAGGAAGAAAUCUACAAGAAAUAACCAGAGAUGAGGAUUUCAUGGAUAGAGACCUUUGGAGAAGAUUUGUAGAGGCCGGACACUGACAGGCAUUGCCUACCUUGCGUCUGCUGAGAAAGUAACUGUAGGAAGAAUGCAGGAAAUGGAGGAGGAGGAGGAGGAGGAGGAGGAGAAAAUGAGUAGAAAACAAGAAAAUUAGAAUAAGCAGAUGGAAUAAAGAGGAAGAAGAAGAAGAAAAGGAGGAAGAAGAAGAGAAGGAGGAAGAGGAGGAAGAAAAGGAGGAGGAGGAGGAAGAAGAAGAAAAAUAAUCACAUUAAGCUGGAGAGGAAAGCAAGAAUAAGCAGGAAGGAGGAGGAGGAGGAGGAGGAGGAGGAGGAGGAGGAGGAGCAGCAGGAGGAGGAAGAGGAGGAGGAGGAGGAAGGCUAAGCAGGAGAUACCCUCCCUUGCUCUAGUUCAGCAGGAGGCAUGGCCGGAGGAGGAGGAGGAGGAGGAGGAACAGCUUUUUUGGGAGUUCUUAAAGAUCGCGUACCUUGAGGCUCCUCCUCCUCUUCCUCUGUUGAAGCAAAUGAUAUAACAUUGACUAGAAGCUUUCACAAUAUUUAUAAGCUUUCUUGUAUCAGAGAUCUUUUGAAAAUCCAACCAUUAAUUUGUAAAUACUUGUAUAGUGUAGCUGGCAUGAACGUUGCAGUCUUCAUUAUUUACUAGUGGACAAGCAACAAGUGAUGGUGUGGCUCUGAGCCACUGUAGUAGGGAUGUUAUGGUUUAAGUGUAGGAAGUUGCAAAUGCUCACCUAACAAUUGCACCUUAGUAGAAAAACACAAACAGGAAGUUUAUGCAAGUUUUUAUCCUUAUAUAAAAUGUUGUAUUGCAUCAAACCUCCAUACAUUACUGUCUCUAUCCAGUAUGAGACCGGUGUUCAGGAAGCACAAGCAUGUGCUGAAUAACAAGAAGCCGGCAUUGGUGAAGGUGACAACAUUUCAUCUAUUUAUACAUACUUUUUAUUAUUAAAGCUUAUCUUAUAAUUAUUUCUGAAGAGAUUGACUAAUUUUUGUAGUAUUUAUGACUUAGAACUAUGAUAAAGCUAUGAAUUGAUAUAAUUCCUGAUUUGUUUUAUCUUUUCAUUAUCCUUCCUUUGUUAAUUGAGCAUUUUAUAUUACUUAGCUUAAAAAUGCAAGAACGGUUCAGAAGUAUCCAACCUUGGGCUAAGGGCCAAAAUUAUGGUAUCAUUCAAAAUGUCCUUCAAAGAAAGCCCUCUGUAAUCCAACACACUUAGCCCAUUAAUCCUUCCAUUUCUCAUCAAUUUGUUCAACAUUCAUAUUUUUCCCUUAUAGGGUUGAACAAUUUUCAUGGGUUCAGAGCAAAAGGCUUCCUCAUUCCUCCCCAAGGUAUUCUCGGAUGGUAAGCAGGUUUGACUCUGGAGCAAACCUGACCAAGGGCUACUGCCCAAGGCUACAGAGGUUCCUCUCCCUGAGGCUGAAUGCACCAUGUGAGAUGGUUCUGUUAUGUGGAUGAAUGUCAUGGUGGAUAGCAGUGCCACCACAUUCCUACAAUCAUCCAUCACUCCACUGCUCAAACGCUUCUGCAACCAAUGAUAGGUAUGCUGCCACAUUCUGCAUGGUCUCCUUGGCUCUCAGAUAAGGAUACUGUCAACAGGUUUGGGAUUGCCAAAAAAUCAUAAGGAGCUAUGUCUGAAAAGUUCAGAGAGAGAGAGAGAGAGAGAGAGAGAAAGAAUGAGCAAGAGAAAGAGUAGGAUGAAGCAAAGGAAGAGUCAAGAGGGAGGAAGAGAGAGUAGGACAAGAAAAAACAGAACAAAUAAAUCCCCUACACGUCUUGUCUCCAUUCACACAAGCCAUGAAAAGCUUGUCCAUCCCUGAGUGCUCAGAAGCAGUGUUCCACUGAUGAUGUGGAAACUUGAGACACCCAAUCAUUUAAUGGGCUUUAGUAGGUUUUGUCACCAGUCUUCUGUGUGUCACUGACUACAUUUUGAAAUUUUUAUCUGUUCUAUUUAAUUUUGUGUGUAUGUACACAAUGUUUAUGGUCAAUAAACUAUUUAUAAAACUAUUUAUCUGUGUGAGUAAGAUAAAAGCAGUUAUUGUUAUUAUUAUUAUUAUUAUUAUUAUUAUUAUUAUUAUUAUUAUUAUUAUUAUUACACAUUUUCCUCCUUGUAUUUAAAUAUUAUUAUUAUUAUUAUUAUUAUUAUUAUUAUUAUCAUGAAUUGUUCUUGUUUAUAAAUAAAAUACUGUAACUGA